Messenger RNA from Amoebophrya sp. A25, 569 nucleotides. The record is from the annotation of a GenBank genome assembly. NCBI's taxonomy places the organism in Eukaryota, Dinophyceae, Syndiniales, Amoebophryaceae.
UCGAAGCGCAGAUGCAAAGCCUUGUUGUACAACCUGGACAAGUCGAAGUUGAUGUAAAAGAGAGAUUCUGGGUGAACUCGAUUCCGAUAGCUCUCUGGCCACACUGCGAUGCUGACUUGGUAAGGAUGCAUCAACGCACAAAUUAAGGCUAGAAAAAAUCCAUCUUCACGGGCAUCUUGGUCCCGUGGUUUUUAAAGGGAAAAGGGGACCCAAGACGCUGCUCCUGAGGAUGAAGCUCUCUUUAAGAGCUCAUCUAAAGGAAGUUAGCGCUGGAACUCCGAGACAGGUGCGCUGAGAUCGGCCAAAAGCAUCGCGAUGCUGUAUCGCGUGCGAAAAUCGCCAUCAGCAAGUGGAAUCCUGCCGUCAUGCGCAAGUUCUAUGAGACCGCGGACGUCGAGGUGAAAGCAGAGGAGGAAGAGGAAGUUGAUGUUGGCGCAGCGGCAAAAUCUACAGGGGAGGAAGAUGCUUCUGAGAAACCUGAAGAUGAUAAAUCUGCAGGAGGAGCAAGAGGAUCAGGAGCUAAAAGCGUCAAGAUGUUGGACGGAGCGGUAGAGGAAGAUGCUUCUGCG